Messenger RNA from Monodelphis domestica (gray short-tailed opossum), 11256 nucleotides. It is a transcript of the gene USP31, whose product is annotated as ubiquitin specific peptidase 31. Gene Ontology annotation, molecular function: cysteine-type deubiquitinase activity. NCBI's taxonomy places the organism in Eukaryota, Metazoa, Chordata, Mammalia, Didelphimorphia, Didelphidae. The record is from RefSeq and is a predicted model, not a curated record. Gene Ontology annotation, biological process: protein deubiquitination.
AUCUUCACCGCGCGGGGGGGAGGUGAGAUGGGAGGGGGGGGAGCGUGCCCUCCCGCGUCCGUGGCCACCGGCCGGCUCCCAGGCUUCGGGGGUGGAGGCCACGUGACCGGCCUCCAGCUGUGCCGGGGCCGCGAGCCCUUGGGUCGUCGCCUCUAGUCUGUGCCUCUCGCUGGGUCCCUCUCCCGAGUGUCGUAGCCCUCCCCGGGAGCCCGCGAAGCGCAGGGGGCGGGGGAUGCAGCUCGGCAGCGGCUGGAGCAGGAGCAGGAGCGGCGGCGGCGGCCUCGGGGGGCGGAGGCGGGCGGGCGGCGGAGUGGAGAGGGGAUGUACAUAGGGAGCCGAGGCCAUGUCCAAGGUAACGGGGCCCGCGGCCCCCGGGCCGGCUGUGACCGCGGGGCCGGCGCCGGCCGGGAAGGAGAAGCGCUCCUUCAGCAAGAGGCUGUUCCGGAGCGGGCGGGCGGGAGGCGGCGGCAGCGGCGGCUCCCCGGCCUCGCCCUCCUCCGCCCGCUCGGUGGGCAGCUUCAUGAGCCGGGUCCUGAAGACGCUGUCCACUCUAUCGCACUAUAGCUCCGAGAGCCCCCCGCUGCCCGGCCGCGGACGACCUCCCAGCGGCGCGCUCGGCCCGGUGGGCUUUCGCAGCUGCUUCCCGCCGGGGCCCGGGUCGGGGCCAGCCGCCCCGCCCCAGCGCUGCCAGCAGCAGCAGCCGCCGCCGCCCCCCGCCGCGCCCACGCCGCCGCCCCCGGCCGAGCUGCUGUGCCUGACCGGAGGCGACCCAGUGCCCGGCGUGGCGGGGCUCAAGAACCACGGCAACACCUGCUUCAUGAACGCCACCCUGCAGUGCCUCAGCAACACGGAGCUCUUCGCCGAGUACCUGGCCCUAGAACAGUACCGGGGCGGCGGCGGCAGCGAGCAGGAGCCCCCUGCCCAGGACGCCCCAGAGGACGGCCACCAGGCCAACGGACUCCCCUUCUCCCGCAGCCCACAAGGCAAGGGCGAGGUCACGGAGCAGCUGGCACACCUGGUGCGAGCUUUGUGGACCUUGGAGUACACUCCGCAACACAGCCGGGACUUUAAGAGUAUUGUCUCAAAGAAUGCACUACAGUAUCGGGGGAAUUCCCAGCAUGAUGCCCAGGAGUUUCUGCUAUGGCUUUUGGACCGUGUGCAUGAAGAUCUCAACAAUUUUGUGAAACAGAGUGGUCGACCUCCCUUGAAGCCUCCAUUAGAAGAUGAUGUGGUUCCCGAAGGACCCUCCUUUCCAGUCAGUAGCACUUUUGUACAAGAACUUUUUCAAGCCCAGUACAGAUCCUCUUUGACUUGUCCUCAUUGCCAGAAGCAGAGUAAUACUUUUGACCCUUUCCUCUGCAUUUCUUUGCCAAUUCCUCUGCCCCAUACAAGGCCUCUCUAUGUCACAGUCGUGUAUCAAGGAAAAUGCUCUCAUUGCAUGAGAAUUGGAGUAGCUGUACCUUUGUCUGGAACUGUAGCUAGGCUUCGGGAAGCAGUGUCUAUGGAAACGAAGAUCCCGACUGAUCAGAUUGUUUUAACGGAAAUGUACUAUGAUGGGUUCCAUCGCUCCUUUUGUGACACUGAUGAUCUGGAAACAGUGCAUGAGAGUGACUGCAUUUUUGCCUUUGAGACUCCAGAGAUAUUUAGGCCUGAAGGAAUUCUUAGUCAAAGAGGAAUGCAUCUAAACAACAACCUGAACAACUUGAAGUUUGGCAGUGAUCAUCAUAGAAUAUCUUCCCAUGCACAGACAGCCACAAAACAAGCAAAGCCGGACCUUUCUUCCACAAGAACAGGAAAUGACAAGAUUGUUCUGCUGGUGUGUAAUAGAGCAUGCACUGGGCAGCAGGGGAAAAGAUUUGGACAACCCUUUGUGCUACACUUAGAAAAGACAAUAGCAUGGGAUCUCUUGCAGAAGGAGAUCUUGGAGAAGAUGCAGUAUUUUUUAAGGCCCACAGUUUGCAUCCAGGUGUGCCCAUUUAGCUUGCGUGUUGUCAGUGUUGUGGGAAUAACAUACUUACUACCACAAGAAGAGCAACCUUUGUGCCACCCGACUGUGGAAAGGGCAUUAAAGUCAUGUGGACAAGGUGGUACUGCUCAUGUGAAGUUAGUAGUGGAAUGGGACAAAGAGACAAAAGAUUACUUGUUUGUAAACACAGAAGAUGAAUAUGUCCCUGAUGCAGAAAGUGUCCGUCUGCAGAGGGAACAUCAUCACCAGCCUCAGACUUGCACUUUAUCACAGUGUUUUCAACUGUACACCAAAGAGGAACAGCUUGCUCCAGAUGAUGCUUGGCGUUGUCCACACUGUAAGCAGCUGCAGCAAGGGAGCAUAACAUUAAGCUUGUGGACCUUGCCUGAUGUGCUUAUUAUACAUCUGAAGAGAUUUCGACAGGAGGGUGACAGGCGAAUGAAGCUCCAGAACAUGGUAAAAUUCCCUCUGACAGGCCUGGAUAUGACACCUCAUGUUGUAAAACGGAGCCAGAGUAGCUGGAGCCUCCCAUCUCAUUGGUCCCCAUGGAGGCGUCCUUAUGGACUAGGGAGAGAUCCUGAGGACUACAUCUAUGAUCUUUAUGCUGUGUGUAAUCACCAUGGGACCAUGCAAGGGGGACAUUAUACAGCGUACUGUAAGAACUCUGUGGAUGGUCUCUGGUACUGCUUUGAUGACAGUGAUGUGCAGCAGUUGUCUGAGGAUGAAGUCUGUAAGCAGACAGCAUAUAUACUUUUUUACCAGAGGCGAACAGCUAUACCAUCAUGGUCAGCCAACAGCUCUGUGGCAGGUUCCACAAGUUCUUCACUGUGUGAACACUGGGUAAGCCGGCUUCCAGGGAGUAAGCAAGCCAGCGUCACUUCUGCAGCUUCUUCUAGGCGAACAUCUCUGGCUUCACUCUCUGAGUCAGUGGAGUUGACCGGAGAAAGAAGCGAAGAUGAUGGUGGGUUCUCAACUCGACCAUUUGUAAGGAGUGUCCAGCGCCAAAGCCUCUCGUCCAGGUCCUCUGUCACCAGCCCCCUGGCCGUCAAUGAAAACUGCAUCAGACCGUCUUGGUCCCUGUCUGCUAAGCUGCAGAUGCGUUCUAACUCCCCGUCCCGUUUUUGCGGUGACUCUCCUGUGCAUACCUCUGCCUCUACCUUGGAGAAGAUAGGGGAGGCAGCAGAUGAUAAAGUCUCUAUCUCUUGCUUUGGUAGCUUAAGGAACCUUUCUAGUAGCUACAUGGAACCAAGCGAGAGCCACAGCAGGCGCGAGCACAGGGCUGUGGGGAGAGCCCCUCUGGCUGUCAUGGAAAGUGUAUUCAGAGAUGAGUCAGUUCCCAGGAAAGUGGCUCCCAGUCUCUCGGAUGCCCAGAGCAAAGCCUCAGCACCAGGGGACCGAGUGCAUCCCGUCUCAGAUCCCUUCGAUAACAAUAAUCAGAUUGCCUACGUGGAUCAGAGUGAUUCUGUGGACAGCUCCCCCAUCAAAGAGGCAAAGCCCCCCAGUGGCUCCGGCUCACUUGCAGAAAAGCCAGACAGCACAACUAAGAAGUCCCCUAGCGCCAAAGGGGUUUCUGAGCCAGAUAAAAGCCUGAGGAAAGGGAGGACAGUCUUGGCUCGCCAAGAGUCAUCUCUUUCAAACACUUCACCCACUUCUCCCGUUCCCUUAAAAAGCUCUGUAAAGACUUCCCGCUCUAGAAGCAAAGCAGAAUCUUCCCAAGUCAGUAGGCGACAUGCGUCCCCUGUUCCUGGUCAGUCAAAAAAGGAGUCGUCUACCAAAUCCCAGGACACCGUGACUGUUCAGCAGAAACAAAAGUUAGCUUCCUCCUCUGCUUCUAUUUCUUCCUCUACCGCUGCCAAAAAAACCCCUUCGGGCUCUGCCCCCAGGGGUCCCUCCUCUGCUGGGAAGAGUAGGACUUCAGACCGAAGCCUGAGCCGGGAAGGCUCCAAAAUAAGCCUUGGUUCGGAGAGAGCCAGUGUCACUUCCACUUCCAAACCAAACUCCCCUCGAGUGGGCCAGUCUAAAGGAGGGGAGAGCAGGAUGGAUGGGAAGCAUGUUAGGAGUUCCUCCAUGGCGAGCCUGCGGUCUCCCAACCCAGGCAUGAAGUCAGGUUUGAAGAGAGACAGCAAGUCAGAAGACAAAGGGCUGUCCUUCUUCAAAUCAGCUCUGAGGCAGAAGGAGACCCGGAGAUCAACUGAUCUUGGGAAAACCACAUUGCUCACCAAGAAAUCAGGCGGAGGCUCCACCAAGGCGUCCGGCAAGAACACAGUGGACGAGAAGUCCGAGAAGGGCGGCCAGCCACUGCCCUCCCAGCAGCCAAAUGCAAAUACUGUUUCAAAAGAGCAGCCCGCUUCCAAGGAUUCCACUUCUGUAAAACAUUCCCUACUUUCUACCCGCAGAUCCAAGUCUUCCCAGCUAGAUUCUGGAAAUCCCUUGUCUCCUAGUAGCAAGCAGUCUGCUGAAAAAUCUUUAAAAAAGUUACCUUCUAGCAUGCACACCUCUGCACGGCCUUCUCAAAAACCUCAGUGAGAUUUCUGCAAACCAGGUGUUUUAUCUGUAAAGACACUUAUUUAUUCAGAACUGAGAACUCUAUUUUCGUUCCCUUUCCCCAACAUCCCCCCAUCCCCUGCCCCUGCUUUUGUUUUGUAAGUUUUGGUUCAUGUGCCUAAUGCGUGUGUGAGGAGAACUUAAACUGCAGUGUGUUGAAGUGUCUCCUUAUUCUGCCAUCAAACCAAAUAAUAGCCAUAGGCAAAGAAAGCAGUGAUACCAAGUUAACUGGAAUAAUUGUAAAACCGAAUCCUGGACUGCCUCUUAGCACUUGUGCAUAUUUCUUUCUAGUGAAAUGCCACAACUUUUUGUCAAACACUAGGGUUUGUAAACCUGUGAACCAGUUAUGCUGUAAGUAGUAUAUGCUCUGUAGAACUGUGAAAUAAUAUUAUUUGGGAUUUUUUUGCCUGAGCAGGAGUUCUCCUUAUUGAUUUCUGGAUUGUUGUCUGGUAUAGUAAGAAGUAGAAGCUGCGCUGAAACUGAGAACACUGUUGCUGCUUCUGCUCUUGCCCCAGGCUUCAAUCUUUUUUAAAGGGCAAUAUUUUCACACUAAUGUUGUUUCUCAGGUAUAUACUCAGCUAGUAUAAGAGGGAUGAGCAUUAGUGAAUGAACUGAAUAUAAAGGUAACCUUUCAUGUGUGAAUGUAUGUCAUUUUUCUCUUAGUAUCAUGGAUGUCAGCUUUUUGAGAUGUAAAGAAUCUUGUUACUCUCAUCUAGGUAAGAUGUGUGCAUACCUUAGCUGGCUAUCCCUUAACUCUUGGACGUUGCGCUAAGAGGUGGUGAAUCGGAUAGCAAGAUGCUAGUCACUGUCCAUUCUUUUCCCCGUCCUCCAUUGGAGUUCUGAAAUAUAACUCAUCAGCAUCUUCUAAGUUGUACCCUGGUAAUUUUUUUGAAAACUGGAAACAUGUACCUGGUGGUGUGAAUGGUGCCUGGGUGAUGCAUAGAUGUACCACUCUCCCUCUUGGCUUCCACUCCUUGUCUGUAAACAGAAGAAUCAAAUCUUGCCUUCUGGAAGUGUGCUUCUGUUUCUGUGUGUCUCAGCCCAAUGCCAAAAGUCAGCAAUGCAGUAUCAAGGCUCAGUGUAACAAAAUAUUAAAUGCUUGUUUUUAAUAUCUCUUUGUAAGGCUUGAAUGUAACCGUGUUCUCUAGCAAACAAUUCCUUUCCCUCCGAGUUACAGGUUUCAUCUCCCUUAAUCCCCUCCCCAAAUCCGAAGUCAAAGCUUAAAGCGCAUUCCACAAGGCAUCAAGUUACCUUUCUUAUUUCAAAAAUGAAAACAUCUCCCACCCUGCUCAAUUUACAAUGCACACAAAGACUGCUUUUAUUUUCUUAAAUUUUAAGACCUACUCUGGCUUUGUGCAUCUCUUUCCUUCUUGAUGAGAGCUGUGUAAUCUGGGUUCUCUGUGAAGCAGAUUGUGUCAUUUUGCCAUAAUACAGGGUGGGAUGUACUGUGAUCCAUGUUCAUACAGUCUCUGGUUUGCAUGUUUUCCAACAUUAAUGUUUUUCCAACACAUAAAUUCACCCAACUCUACACCAACUGUUAGUAUCCUGGUUAAUAACUACAACAAAUAGUUUAUCCAUCCUGUAAUAUUCAUUGCUUAACUUUUCUUUUGGGGGUUGGGGAUGGAUGAUGGGAAUUCUGGUAUCAGAUCACUUGUCUUACAUAAUUGCUCAUUUGAGCAUCAAGGUGACCAAUAGGCCUAGAACCCAUUCAUGUAAGGGUAGUCAAAAGAUCUAAACCCUUGCAAUAUUUAAGAUUAGGAUUCUUUUAUAUUCAGCCUUGUGAAUAUUUCUGUAAUGCUCACUGUAAUUUAUUUGCCAUGAUCUUCUUGGCCACAGCCCUCUGCCUGGUCAUCCCAGUUUUGUUUUGUUUUGUUUUUCUCUGUGUAAUAUAGGUAUUUAUCCCAUGCCAAAGCAGUAUUGCUCUCUGGUUUUCCUAUUAUUUGGCUUCUGUUCAAACUCCCUUUUGAUAUUGUUAUUACUUUGACUGGUAUGUUGAGUUUUGUGUAGUUACCUUUCCACAGAAUAAUAUUUUAAACCCAGUGUGACUCCUCUCUAGUCUAGAUUCUCUACAAUGAAAAAGGGCAUAAGAUGUGAACAGUAUCAAUCACAGUUGAAUGCUUUUUCAUGAAGCUCUUCUUUCCUUUGAAUAUAGGGCAGAGUUGAAUUGGAAGGGCCACUUCACCAAAAUUUAUAAAGCAGCUUUAGGAUAGUUACAAGAAUUUCUUUUGGAGAGGAUUUAUUUUGGCAAUUACCAAGGUAGUAGUUUAAACUCUAGAGAAAUUUGCUUCUUUUCCAGACAGACACUUAAAUUCUAAAAUUUAGGUUGGUUUUCUAUAGGAGUAAAAAAAGAAAACCCAUCCUUUAAAUCCCAAGAGAUAAUUGCUUUGAGCUCAAAUAUAAUUUUUCAUUAGGUUUUAACAUUACUUAGCUAGUAGAACAGAUUCUCCUUUCUGGUCAGAUAAGAAUGCAGACCCAUGCUUUUAGGAGAGACUGGCAUUUUCUUGAACUAUUGAUGCUAUUCUAUUUCCUUUAGUUUUCAUGUUUGAUAAAACAAGGAAAAUCUGAUAAAAUAGCAAUGAUUUCAUUAUCUUAGAUUACUAUAUUCUUUAAGGACACCAGACAGUGAACAUGGAAAAAGAACAAAGAAUCAUUGCACCCAAGGAGUUUUGCCAGAAUGGUUCAAGGAACAAUUUUAAUAAGUUGGUUUAAAAAAAAAAAGAAUUUAGGGUUUUUUUUUUUAACAUAGGCAGAUUUUUUUCCUUUGUGUUGCUAUUUGGAAUAAGGUAGUUGCUUGUUUAUUUAGGUGAACAAUUAUCUGUAGAUCAUCAUGGUCUUGUGUUUAUGAAAGCUCUUUAGAGAGGUAUGGUUAGAAGGAAUUAUUCCCUGGUGAGCACAAAAGAUCACUAACAAAUCCUGAAACUGGAGCAAAUCCAUAGUACUUUAUUAUUAAUGUCUUUGGCAUUGUUCACUUUGAGAUAGUAUUGGGAUUAUACAGGUUCUCCCACCCUCCCAACCUCCCUUUUGAUAAGGAGACAUGAUGGUAAAUAAACAUUUUCUUCUGUUGUCUUUAACUCCCAGGAGCCCUUACUGCAUACCCUUUUCCUAGUCCUUAAAGCAACCCUGUGCCAAGUUGAUAACAAUUUUUGCUGGAUACUUAAAAAUGAAUGUUAGAGUAUAUUUGUGGUUUGGUGAAUGUUUGUAAUCAUUUGAAAGGCUGCCUUGAAAUUUCUUAUUCAAUACAUAAAAUAAAUUGAAAAGGAUAUUUGUGUAAAAACUUUUGUAAGUUCACUUCUCAAGUUAGCUUUACUUUAAUUAGCUCAGGGGCACCUAGAGUGCAGCCCAUGGACCAAAAGAAGUCCAUGCAGCCCUAACUGGGGCCACCCUCCCUAACAUGGAAAUCUAUUUUACAGAUCUUGCUGAAUUAGCAUGUUCUAGGAAGGGUAGUCCUUGUGACCAAUUCUCUUUUAUAGAGAGUAGUUGUAACCAAUUUCAUUUUAUGGAAAGUAGAUGUAGUCCUCAUUUACCCAUCAAUCCACUAUAUGUCUUUCCAUUGGUUUAACUCUUCUGCAGCCCAGCAAUGAAGCUAUUUAACUAGGUUCCUAACACUAGAAUUUGGUCCUUCCAUGUUUGAGGUGAAUAUGUGACUUUUUUGAAAAGAGAAGAAAACAAAACCCCACUUUUCUUCAAAAUAGUUUCCAAGAAAAAAGAUGUAGUAAAAGAUUGCAAUGAAACAGCUGGCUGCAGCUUUUAAUGGAAAGUGGAGCCCAGGGGAAUGAGAUCUUUUUUAUUUUUUUUAAGUGGGGAAACCAUGGAUUUAAAUUGUGGGUUUUCAUUUGGUCUGUAUAUUUCAUUGUGAUGUAUUGCCUUUUUAGAUCAUUGAGCAAUUAAGUUCUUUUUUGGGGGGGUGGGUAGGGAAGGGGUCUAAUAUAAAAGUUAUUGUAGUUUUGUGAUAGAAGAGAAUCAAUAUUUCUGAGCUGGAUUUUAAGAUACUAUUUAGUAGGAUGCAAAUCAUAAGCACAUUUUCAAUGGGAAAUCCCCCCCCCCAACCCAACAACAACCCCUUCUAUAUUAUGUAAGGCACUUUGAACUUUGCCUUACUGAUGGAGUGGAGAAAUAUACAUUUUAAUGACAAACUGGUGCCUAUAUCUUUCUAAACAUGAUGUAUAUGUGUCACUCGGCAAGGUUUUUGUCCCUUUUUGUUCACAAAUGAUUUGUUAUAGCUAAAUCAGCCCAUAUGCUUUAGAUGGAAACCUGACACUUUGAUUACAAGACUACAUCUAAGCUGCCUCCCCCAUCCUCCUUCAUUCCCUCCUCACCCCUUCCAUUUCCUUUUGUUCAGCUCCCAAAAUGCAGAACUCUUGGCUCUCCACAGCUGUAAUUUGAGCAUGACCCGCCAUUUUCCCCUCUAAGUAACAAGAACAAUUCUGCAUGGCCUUUAUCUAGUGCUGCAUCCUGAAUGCAUGCUCUCAUUAACUAUGCAAGCAACUGAUACCGACCAUAGAUGGCACUAACUGCUUAAAAUGAAGCUAUUAGGUAAUGGAGCUCUAUUUUUGAAUUUGUUGUUUUGUUUCCUCUAUGAUCUGAGUAUCUAUACACUCAGGAGCACGUAUAUGAUUUCUUCUUGCUUUAUUUUGCACAUCCUUAACUCUUUUCUUUGCAGAACUUCUGGAUUAUUGACAAGAUUGAUGUAUAAAAUUCCUAAGUAUUUUUCAAAUAGGAAAGAUAUUGGAUAUAUUAAAAUGACAACAUGCUGGUUUAUGUAUUAUAUUGUGGUGUCUGGGUAAUCUACUAAUGUGUCAUCUUCUCUAAGUAACCUGCCAUUUUCUAUAGGAUUUUAAUGAUUUAUAUCUUCUAUAUGACAUCAUGGUCUCAAGAAGAGACAAAAGCUUCUAGCAGCAUUGACAAUUAAAAAAUUAAACCAUGCUUUUGUAGAACUUUAGUGCUAUUUGAAGUUGAUAUUUCCAGCCGGUAGACCCAAUAGGACUAGUACCAUGGUGUUUAUGGCAGUACUGUGCAGUUGAGUUAGGAUCUAGAGCUAUCUCCCAUUCAGUUCAUCCAUCUGGUAUAGAAGACUAAAGCUUCAAACCUCUCAAAUAAGAGACCUGAUAAGGAAGAACCUGAAGUCCUAAAGGGGACAGAGCAAUGGGAUGCAGAUUUAAGUCAUAAGGCACUUGUGCAAAUGGGGCCUUGGUUUGCUAGAGCAGCCAGCACACUGGAGGGCUUGGUGUUCUUAGUAACCCUCUGUCCUUGUCUGUAGAUAGCAAGUGGAGGAUUCUCUUGGUGAGGUUAUGGAUUUCUCAUGGAAUAAUAAAGUGAUAGAAAGUUAAGACAAAUGGUCUCUGAAAAGCUUAUCAAUAGAUAGAAGAGAGUGCCUCUUAACACCAAAGUCCUUUACAUAGUGAGCAAUUAAAAUAGCAAUUACCAGGCUGCCUGAAGGUUGCUCUUAAACCCUUUCUCUCUUGCGAUCCUUUGAAGGAUAACAGUUUCAGGAAUUCUUUAAAACAAUAUGAAGAGUUGUGUUCCAAAGUGACAUUUGAUAUCAUUUUCCCCUUGUAAUAUUUUUUAACACUUCUUGUGAAAUUUGCCAACUGACCCUAAAUAAUUUGGCUGUACAUGCAGAGGCAACUGAAAUUUAGUUUUAAUCUUUGGUGAGCCAAAAGUACUGUGGAUACCUCAUUAAAAAAAAAAAAGCCAACUGUUAAACUUAGCUGUUUAUCCUGUGGAACAUUAUUUUGCAAACAUUUGGAAGUCAGGAUAAUAUAAUCUUUGAGCUUGAUGUGGCAGAAGCCAGUAGCACCCAAAUACAUCAGUUUAAAAUACACCCAAAAUAAUAGUGGAAGUGGAUAAUUAAGCUGAACUCCACCCUUGAGAAGUUUGAGCAGUGAAUCCUCUAGGUCUGUGCUGGCGAACCUAUGGUACGUGUGCCAGAGGUGGCUGAUCCCCUCCCCCUAUCCACAUGCUCCGGAGGACAUUUCUCUCAUCACCUGACCCUCUGCCCAGCAGCCCAAUAGGAGAGCUUCCUCCCUCCCCUGUCUGGGGUAAGGGGGUGAUUCACAUGUGGCAUGAGGGACACCGUUUGGGCACACAGUCUCUAAAAGAUUCGCCAUCACUGCUCUAGGUGUUCAUGAAAAAGCAGCAUAAAAUUGUCCUAGGUGCUAUCUUGAAGGCUUUGGUGUCAUUACACCAAAGAGAAAAUGGUGGUAGUAUUUUUUGAAGAUAAAGUCCUCUUGUGGCCUUUCAAGUGCACCAUACAGGUUUGCUCACCAACUGUGCCUCACCAUUGGUUAAAAUUGAAUUCGGAUCUCAUUGCAAAUAUAGUUUCUUAACUGAAGUCAUGCUUCAGUUUUUACACUGGAAUUUCUACAGUUCUUCUCAAAGCCGCAUGCCAUUGUCACUGUACACAAAAACAUUUUGGUAUAGUUCACACCUUUGAUAUUGGCUUCUGUAUAAAUACUUUGGGGUUGUACAGUAAGUAAUCUGGAAAGCAGAACGUCUUUAUCUGAGACUGGAGGAAACAUAAUUGUGCCGUAAAUUUUAAAUUAUUUGAAGACAAGUGCAUGAGACUGUGUCAUUGCCUCCUGUUAUUUAUUUGUAUGUUUUAUUAUUCAAGGUGGAUGCACUUUUAAUAUGCAGAAUUUAUAUUUUUAUGUUAAAACAUUUCCUUUCUGAAAGAACAGUUUGAAUAUUACAGUAUGUAGUUGGAAUUAAGAGAAAAGUGGAAAAUGUAAUAAAAUACAUUAAAUUUA